AUGGCUGCUACAUCGCUGAGCGCCGAUUUGCAUCCAGUGUUGACGGAGUACGUUAUUGAAAGGCUGAGGAAAAAUAAAAUCACCUCGGUGUACAGUUUCAUCACGAUCAGUACGGACAAGCUGCUGAACAUCACCAAUCUGUCCAGGGAACACAUCUCGUUGGUGAAGAUCGACCUAAACAAACGGUUCGCCGGCCGGUACUGCAAUGGAUCCACGAUCAACCCUGGGGCAGCAGUCCCGAUGAGUACGGGCGUACCGACAGUGGACACGCUGCUGCAAGGUGGAUUACAUCCUGGUCACGUGUAUGAGAUCUGCGGCAAAUCCGGUGCCGGAAAAUCGAUUCUUUCCAUGACGAUCGCGGCCAACGUUGCGUUGCGGUACAGUGGUUCCGUGUGUAUUAUCGACACAAAGUGUGAUUUUUCGGCGCAAAAAACACAACUGAUACUAAACCACCGUCACAGUAAGCUCUCCGAGAAAGAACUGGGCCACACGAUGGCUCGUAUCAAGGUGGAACGGAUAUUUUCCCCGGAGCGGCUUGUGCAGACCGUGGAAGAGCUGGCCGCUGGGAAGCAUUUCGACGAGCAGGCAAACUUGAAACUGCUCAUCAUCGACUCGCUACCUGCGCUGUGGUACCUUUUCCAGGAUUCCAAAAGCUCCUGCGAAGCGUUGGGUUUGCUGACGAAGCUCAUAUGCUCGCUGCGGAAGUUGGCCGCACAGUACUGCGUCGGGAUAGUGCUGGUUAAUUUAGCGGUCAGCGUGGUGGAUGGGUUAGGGCGCAGCGGAAGUGAAAGUAAGCGAAACGUAUGCUCUACCGGGGCCUAUUCUGCGUUAGGACGAUUUUGGGAAAGUGCCCCUGGCACGAGGCUACUGCUUCAAAACGAAUCCAGCAACGGCUCGGGCUCUCGAUCGGUACAGGUGUGGAAGAGCAAUUAUCUCAGAUCGGGCGAAAAGACCUUCUUUCGGAUUACGGACGCCGGUGUGUGCUAG
Molecule: messenger RNA, 987 nt
Organism: Anopheles nili
Lineage: Eukaryota; Metazoa; Arthropoda; Insecta; Diptera; Culicidae
Gene: Rad51D
Product: DNA repair protein RAD51 homolog 4
Exons: 1
Coding region: 1-987 (328 amino acids)
Biological process (GO): telomere maintenance; DNA strand invasion; double-strand break repair via homologous recombination
Cellular component (GO): Rad51B-Rad51C-Rad51D-XRCC2 complex; replication fork; centrosome
Molecular function (GO): single-stranded DNA binding; ATP binding; ATP-dependent DNA damage sensor activity
Source: RefSeq, a predicted model, not a curated record